AUGUCGUCAACAACCUUCCUUUCGGUCAUGGCCGGUUUAUCCGGUAUCGUGGUUUUCGGAGCUCUCAUCUCCGUUUUCCACAUCUACUCUGAUAUCAACUCUUUCGUUGAUGAGGCUCAUCGUGAGCUUGGUGCUUUCAGAGGAGUCGCUAAUGAUGCCUGGAACUCGAUGGUGAACCACGACGAUUCUGCUCGUGUUGCUCGUAGCGUUUUCGGACGCCGCCAAAAAAAACAAUCCCAAUGCAACUGUGGACCACAAGCUUCCAACUGCCCAGCUGGACCACCAGGACCACCAGGAGCCUCUGGAGAUAGAGGACUUGACGGACAGCCAGGACCAGCCGGAAAGCCAGGAGCACCAGGAGUUGCAGGACCAGCUCAUCACCAGAAGCAAGAGUGCAUCAAGUGCCCACAAGGAGCCCCAGGACCAGCCGGAUCUCCAGGAGCCCCAGGACCAAAGGGACCAAAUGGAAAUCCAGGAGCCCCAGCUCAAGGUGGAGGUCAAGGACCACCAGGACAACAAGGACCAGCUGGAGAUGCUGGAGCACCAGGACGCCCAGGAGCUCCAGGAAACCCAGGACAAGCUGGAAGAGGAGGACAACGUUCCCGCGGAACCCCAGGGCCAGCCGGACGUCCAGGACCACAAGGGCCAGCAGGAGCUCCAGGACAGCCAGGAAGCGGAAGCACUCCAGGACCAGCCGGACCACCAGGACCACCAGGACCAGACGGACAACCAGGACACCCAGGACAAGACGGACAGCCAGGAGCCCCAGGAAACGAUGGAGCCCCAGGAGGAGACGCCGCUUAUUGUCCAUGCCCAGCUCGCAGCUCUGCUGUUUUCCGUCACCGUAAUGUCGCCGUCAACCGUCACCGUGCCGUUGCCAAGAAGCGUGUUGUCGCCAGAAAGCGCGUCGUCGCCAAGAAGCGUGUGGUUGCCGCCAGACGUCACGUCCAAGCAUAA
This is a messenger RNA of Caenorhabditis briggsae, 957 nucleotides long. It is a transcript of the gene Cbr-col-80, whose product is annotated as Protein CBR-COL-80. The transcript is spliced from 2 exons. The coding region runs from base 1 to 957 and encodes 318 amino acids. Gene Ontology annotation, molecular function: structural constituent of cuticle. NCBI's taxonomy places the organism in Eukaryota, Metazoa, Nematoda, Chromadorea, Rhabditida, Rhabditidae. The record is from RefSeq and is a predicted model, not a curated record.